AUGGCGGACCUCAUCGCCGGCGAGCAUCAUUUCGCAGCACCAAAUGGCCUAGACUUCACCUACACAGUUCGAUGUUCUGAGCAAAGUGUGAACUCUUUGCCGGUGCUUGUUCAGUGUCCAGGCUGGGGUAUUGGUUCGCGAUACCUCGAAGUGGGCUUGUCGCCUCUGGAGAAGCACUUUAAAUUUAUCUAUUUUCAUCCACGUGGUACAGCUGGGUCAUCUCGUCCUGAUGAUCCCACAGAGAUGAGCUGCUUUGAUAUGGCCAGGGAUCUCGAACUCUUCCGUAUUUACCUAAGAUUUGACCGAUAUCCUGCCCUACUAGGCCAUUCGCACGGCGGUGCCAUCGCUUUGGCAUACGCUCAGUUAUUCCCGGAGAAAGUGACCAAAAUUAUCCUGAUAGACCAUAGGUUGAUUGGGUUCGACGACUCUAGUGCUUCUAGGAGGUUUAAGAGAGAUAGGAAAGGUGACAGUAGAUACGACAAGGCUUACAAGAUGCAAGAUACCGCUUCUCCCACGACUGACUCUGAAUUCACGGAGCUUUUCCACGAAAUGGCCCCGAUCUAUUUCUAUGAUCCAGAAGCCCAUAUUCCCGCCUUCUUCGCUGCUCUCGGCCCGGAUCAAAUAUCGUUAUGGUGCGUUCAGAAGGUAAACGCGGCAGAAAAAAGGGUGAAAAGAGAGGCAACGAUGAUUAAAGGCUUAAAACGAGUCACUGCCCAAACUCUCAUCAUAUUCGGCAAUCAGGAUGCACAAUGCACCAUCGAAAAUUUGGAACAGACGAAAUCUGGUAUCCACAGCGCGACUGGGAUUGUGCUGGAUGAGUGUGGUCAUUUCCCUUGGAUUGAGAAACGAGAAGAAACGUUUACAGCAGUAAGGGCGUUCCUAGAGGCCGAAUAA
Messenger RNA from Coccidioides immitis RS, 894 nucleotides. RefSeq lists its product as uncharacterized. The transcript has a single exon. The record is from RefSeq and is a predicted model, not a curated record. Bases 1 to 894 code for a protein of 297 amino acids. Lineage: Eukaryota; Fungi; Ascomycota; Eurotiomycetes; Onygenales; Onygenaceae.